AUGGUGCCGACUUCCCAGCGACACUCUUUACAUCUACUAGGAGUAGUCCUUGUGAUAUCAAUUUCUGGAUCUAGCGCCGCACGAUCCAUUAAGCAACUCGGAAGUCCUUUCCUGGGCUGUUACAACGACUACCAGAACGACGGGCUGCCGUAUAAUUUCGAAAUCUCGCUCACCAACAUGACAGUUGACCGUUGCAGUCGCAUAGCACAGCUGAACGGCAUUCCGUUCUUCGGACUGAAGGCCGGUCGGGGCUGCUACGCCGGGUACGACAUUCAACGUGUCCUAAGUAACGGCUACAGCGAUCAGUGCACCUCACCCUGCACGGGCAACCAGGGCCAGAUCUGCGGCGGCGAGUGGGCGCUGUCGUUGUACGCCACGCCGCCGUUGCCGCGACCGUCACCACCACCGCCGUACAUUUCUUCAGGUUGCUUUGUCGGGUGUUUUCGAGACCGCGUCGACAUGCGGACCCUUCCAAACAUGUACGUCGAGUCGCCCGACAUGACCGUUGACCGUUGCCGUCAGUUGGCACGGUCGCAAGGUCAUCCGUACUUUGGUGUGGAAGCAGGAACGCAGUGCUUCGCCGGCUACGACCUCUACAUGGCGUACUACGUCAACGGUCGUGGUGCCGCCUGCGACUGGCAGUGCGGGGGGGACGCCUCCCAGAUCUGCGGGGGCGAUCUGGCGAUCAGUGUGUAUCACACGAUCGAGCCACGACCGCCACCGCGGCCACCAGCACCGCCGCCGUCCCUACGCAAGAGUGAUCUCUUGGGAUGCUACCGCGACUCCGAAACUUUCCGGGCCCUGCCGUACCGCCUGAGUGUAUCGGAAAACAUGACGGUUGCCGAAUGCCAAAGUGCCGCGAAGCUGCAAGGGUACAGCCUGUACGGCCUGGAGGCGGGUCGUGAGUGCUGGGCCGGGUACGACUCGUACCGUGCCACCAGCUUGGGCCCCAGCAUCUCCUGCGACUGGCCCUGCACCGGCGACGAUUGCGAGAUGUGCGGGGGAGACUGGGCCAUUCUGGUCUUCUCCGUUACGGCAGAAAUGGACCAACAAUCGUCGCCGCCGCCGUUCAGGCCGUACUCGCCGCACUGGCCCGCUUGGCCCCAGGAAGUCCCGUCGUACCCUCCUAUUGCGCCGCCGAUGGGCCCCGCCUCACCACCCUGGGCGGUUGUGUACGAGCCACGUUGGCCCAACGUACCGCCGCCGUCGCCGCCGCCGCCACCACCACCGGUGUACGGCACACAGCCGCCUAACGCUGCAGCCGACGCGUUCGUAUUACCUGAGGGCAAGCGGCCUGAAGUGGCGUACUUCGAUGCGAAAGUCGGCGUCUCCGCCUACACCGAUGCCGUGUACGAAGAUAUCGUACUGCAAUGGAAGGACGUAUUUCUGUCGGAACGUCCGGACAAUCAGCUCUAUUUCCUCGGCGAGUGCCACACAGCGCCCGCCACGCCGUCCAGUUCGCCCGCCAUUCGCUUCGACGGCUGGUCGUGCUGGGCUCGAAUGGCGGAUCCGUUGCCUAAUUGGGACAGCUCCGAAACAGGCGCCUUUACUGCUGUUUGGAUCGGUCGCUUCACAGCUCACGACUAUUAUGGAUUCGGGUACAGCGAGCAGGCGUACGCCACGCUUAGCCGUACAGAGAACGACUUUGAUCGGGAGCUUUCCUGGACAAGUCAGCGCAUUAUGGUUUACUCUCACGCGAACGGGAUGGCCGCGGACAUCUACACCGCCACGCCGCCUUCGGAACAGUGGACGAUGCAAGUACUGUCUCGCAGCCCAGAUGGGAAUGGUGGAGUAACGAUAUCGUACUUUUGGUACGGCAUAUCCGGUUACCUCAACAAAUGGUCCCUACAUGCCGGCGCGAGCAGCAUAGACCCCGACAACUUUGCCCUUGGAGCAGACUCCCGGGACAGCGACAAGUUCUUCUCGGGAGAUGUUGCUGUUGUAAUGUUGUACAACAGGACCUUGAGCGAGGGUGCCGUACGGGGGCUGAUUGACUUUUACAGUCCUCGUUUCGGCUGGCCUAAUCCGAAUGCCUGA
Volvox carteri f. nagariensis is the source of this 2037-nucleotide messenger RNA. RefSeq lists its product as uncharacterized. NCBI's taxonomy places the organism in Eukaryota, Viridiplantae, Chlorophyta, Chlorophyceae, Chlamydomonadales, Volvocaceae. The record is from RefSeq and is a predicted model, not a curated record. Bases 1 to 2037 code for a protein of 678 amino acids. The transcript is spliced from 8 exons. Gene Ontology annotation, cellular component: plasma membrane.